UGCUCCGCUGGCCCUGGGACCUGGCUGGAGGCAGCGGCUAUAGUCCCCGGCUCUGCCUGCCCCUGCCUAACCCUGCCCGUUCCCUCCCCAGCUCCGGCGCUCGGGAGCGGCGGCGGCCCCGGAGGAUGGCCUCCUGCCCGUGCCUUUGAAGUUUCGCGCAAGGACGACCGCUGCAGGGACACAUGGCUACGGCUAGCAAGGGCAGCAAGGCGAAGGGGGGGGGCGUGCGCUUCGCCCCCAGCCAGCCCGCCGAGGGGGCCCACGGCCACGUGCACUUCGACGAGAAGCUUCACGACUCGGCGGUGAUGGUGACGCAGGAGAAAGACGGCAGCUUCCUCGUCAAGGUGGGAUUCCUGAAGAUCCUCCACAAGUACGAGAUCGCAUUCCUCCUGCCGCCGGUGCAGAGGCUGGGGAAGGACGUCUGCGCCGUUCCCCUCCCCAACCCCAACCUCCGAGUCAUCGGCAUCACCCCCCUGCCAGAAGGCUACAGCGUGAAGUGCGAGUACACGGCGCACAAGGAGGGGGUCCUGAAGGAGGAGAUGGUCCUGGCCAGCGAGGCUGGCGAAGGCGCCUGCGUCAAGGUCGUGGUCCAAGCCCGUGUCAUGGACCGGCACCACGGCACGCCGAUGCUCCUGGACGGGGUGCGCUGCAUCGGCGCCGAGCUGGAGUACGACUCGGAGCAGAGCGACUGGCACGGCUUCGACUAGCCCCCCCUGACCCCGCUGCUGCCUGCGCGGCUCCCCAGGACGAAGCUCAAACUUAAAAAAGAAGAAACCAACCCAAACCCACCCUCCGCCGGGGGCUGCGGCUCUGCCGCCACCGUGGAGCCGGGGGUGAGCUGCUGCCUGCCCCUCCCCAGCCACUCUCGCCACCGCUGCCAUGUACGGGGUGCACCCACCCUCCCCGCUGUGGGGUUGGGGGGGUCCCCAAAGCGCAGGAGGGGUUUCCCACAUGCUGGAGCGUCUCUGCCUGGAGCCUUGGGCCGGCAUCCCGCUCGCUGCCUCCAGCUGCUGCUGCUUCCCCCCGGCUUUUCUCCCCACCCUCCCCGGGAGAGGCGGCGUUUGGGGAUGGCAGAGCCCCAGCUGAGCCCCCCUCUCCCCAUGUGAAAUUUUGCCCUCUGGGAUUUGGAGCUGAGCUGGGCCGUGGGCCAGGGCAGGAUCCGGCAGCGGGAGGGAGGCUGGGAAGCCGGUAGCCGGUGGCUCCGGGGCUGGUGCCGGUGCCCCCGUGGCAGUGCCCGUCCCCGUGGCCGUGCCCACCCACCUCCUCCUGUCGCAGCCGUUGCCUUAGUCUCCUUCCCUUCUUCCUUCUUUCCCCCCCCCCCGUAAUACCCACGGUACAAGGACCAGGAGAAGCGGCUCAGUUUCAAAAGCAA
This is a messenger RNA of Gavia stellata (red-throated loon), 1372 nucleotides long. RefSeq names its product adipose secreted signaling protein (gene ADISSP). The record is from RefSeq and is a predicted model, not a curated record. NCBI's taxonomy places the organism in Eukaryota, Metazoa, Chordata, Aves, Gaviiformes, Gaviidae. The transcript is spliced from 5 exons. The coding region runs from base 183 to 707 and encodes 174 amino acids.